Molecule: messenger RNA, 885 nt
Organism: Metarhizium album ARSEF 1941
Lineage: Eukaryota; Fungi; Ascomycota; Sordariomycetes; Hypocreales; Clavicipitaceae
Product: palmitoyltransferase pfa4
Exons: 1
Coding region: 1-885 (294 amino acids)
Source: RefSeq, a predicted model, not a curated record
AUGUCGCUUUGGAUACUCGGAUACCUGCUCUGGCAACGAUUCUUCGCUGUGUGGGAGUCGCGGCACUUGCCUGCCUAUCUCGGCCCUACCUUGAACGCACUUAUAGGCCUAGCUCUCACCUCACUCACAUGCCUUUUCACCUCACUUGCUUUGGCCCUAAUGAUCGUCACGACGGUGAAAAGCUGGCUGUUCAAUUGCACUAUGAUUGAGGGCUGGCAACUUGAGCGCCAUGACGCAGUUAUGCAACGGGGAGGCCAGGAUCGGUGGGACAUCAGUGGAUCAGAUGGAAAGAAAAUCCGGGUUGAGAGGGUCGAGUUCCCAUAUGAUUUGGGUUUCUUCGCCAAUAUGUCACAAGCUAUGGGUUCCUCAAACUUCCUUUUGUGGUUCUUCCCUUUCUCUGGAAGUCCCAAAGUUGGCAAGGACGGAACGGGCUGCGGAUGGUCUUGGGAAGAAAAUGGAUUCAAUCGGAACGAAGGCCUGUGGCCACCGCCGGACCCGGAAAAGAUUCGCAGGGAGAAUAGAGAGUGGCCUGCAGGUCGCAGAGACCUUGAGGCAGAACUGAGAAAUGCAGGAACCACGUCCCCAGAGGAGCAAAAACGCGCGUUCCAAGAACGCCAGUCGCAAGACCUGCAGAGGAGAAACCAUUUGUUGGCAGAGCUAGAGGAGGUAGACGAUUACGAUUUGCUGAGUGGUGACAGUGAUUGUAAUGGCUACGGUCCUUAUCGAGAGGUAUAUUGGAGAAACGCCGACGAUGAGACGCUGCAUGAUUACGGCGUUGAUGAGGAUGCAGAAUUCUGCGCCGCCCAAGCAACCAAAGAAGGUGAUGAUUCCCUUGCCGAACUCUUGCGUCGGCGAAAUAAUUUGCGCACUGAAUGCGCCGAUUAG